Molecule: messenger RNA, 1083 nt
Organism: Cricetulus griseus (Chinese hamster)
Lineage: Eukaryota; Metazoa; Chordata; Mammalia; Rodentia; Cricetidae
Source: RefSeq, a predicted model, not a curated record
AUGUUCAAAAGGCACAAGUCCCUGGAACGCAAGAGGGAAUUAUUUCAGGGACUUCCACAGUCCACAAUGAAGAAUAAUACGAGAAAUUUCCACUCUUUGUCACAACUUGUCCUCUCAGCAGGCCCGCUAAGAACAACUCGAGCAGUCAAACUUUCAAAAACAACUCACUUUGAGAUUGAAAUACUGGAUGCUCAUACAAGAAAACAGAUAUGUAUUGUGGAUAAGGUAACUCAAACGUCAACUAUUCAUGAUGUCAAACAAAAGUUUCACAAAGCAUGUCCAAAGUGGCACCCUUCCAGAGUUGGCCUACAACUAGAAUAUGGUGGCCCCUUUUUGAAGGACUACAUCACUAUUCAAAGUGUUGCAGCUUCCUCAAUUGUCACACUUUAUUUUACAGACUUAGGUCAACAAGUCGGUUGGACCACAGUCUUUUUGGCUGAAUACACAGGACCUCUACUAAUAUACCUUCUUUUCUACUUGAGGAGCUCAUACAUAUAUGAUGUGAAAGAGAGCUCUCAACGGCCUCGACACCCUGUGGUACACUUGGCUUGCUUCUGCCAUUGUAUCCACUACAUCAGACACCUUCUGGAAACUUUAUUUGUCCAUAAAGUUUCUGCAGGACACAGUCCUACAAAAAACUUGAUAAAGGGGUGUGCAUUUUAUUGGGGAUUCACUUCUUGGAUUGCUUAUUAUAUUAAUCACCCAAGAUAUACACCACCAUCUUUUGGAAACAGACAAAUAACAGUAUCUGCUAUCAACUUUCUGAUUUGUGAAGCUGGAAAUCAUUUCAUCAAUACAAUAUUGGCUCAUCCCAAUCACACAGGGAGCAAUGCCUGUUUCCCAAGUCCAAAUUAUAACCCCUUUACAUGGCUGUUUUUCCUGGUUUCCUGUCCUAACUACACUUAUGAGAUUAGAUCCUGGAUUAGUUUCACAGUCAUGACACAAACACUUCCAGUUGGCAUUUUUACAAUUUUAAUGAGUAUCCAGAUGUCUUUGUGGGCACGGAAGAAACAUAAGAUAUAUAAGAAGAAAUUCAACUUAUAUGUGCAUAGGAAAUCAGCAAUAAUUCCAUUCAUAUUAUAA